Physella acuta is the source of this 625-nucleotide messenger RNA. RefSeq lists its product as uncharacterized. The record is from RefSeq and is a predicted model, not a curated record. NCBI's taxonomy places the organism in Eukaryota, Metazoa, Mollusca, Gastropoda, Physidae.
AAAUACCGAAUUAAAAAAAGAUUCACCUGCACUUAGUCCGAAAAGUUCCCCACACUUCAUGGACUCAGUCGAUGGGGUAGAUCUUAGCUCUAGUGCUGAUGACGUCAUUAAAGAAGCUUCACUGGUGUUUACUGCUAGACCAGACACACCUACCUGUGAGAUACAGCGAAUCACCGGACAUCGACUGAGAGUUCAACAGCUCUGCGCAGUAUUGAGAAAAAGAUGGAUAUUGUUGCGAAGAGCUCCGUUGUCCGUCCUUCUGUUGAUGUUAGCCAGCGUAUCUCUGUUGACUAUCUACAUUUCAAGUAGUCACAAGUCUCCGUUCGUACAGUCAAUGUACUUCAAGGCUCAGGAUUACAAUGAUAUCAUUGUGGUUAUGGGUAAACCCAGAGAACCAGAGGCACAACAGAUUUACAACAGUGUUAGAGAACUUUUACCUCCUGACUUUCAAGUCAUUGAGCCUGAUUCAAAAUCGACGUACUACGACUACCUGAAAGACUGGGGCCGAGCUAAUUCUGUGGAGAGAUACAGAGACAACCUUAUGAUGGGGUUUGAAAUCAAGCAGCCUCCAGAGUCUAGCAUUGUGUACUAUCAGAGCUCAUUUGUUCACAGUGAAGCUGUUGCG